Molecule: messenger RNA, 6652 nt
Organism: Balaenoptera ricei (Rice's whale)
Lineage: Eukaryota; Metazoa; Chordata; Mammalia; Artiodactyla; Balaenopteridae
Gene: CASP8AP2
Product: caspase 8 associated protein 2
Exons: 11
Coding region: 87-6014 (1975 amino acids)
Biological process (GO): Fas signaling pathway; extrinsic apoptotic signaling pathway via death domain receptors
Cellular component (GO): PML body; mitochondrion
Molecular function (GO): transcription corepressor activity
Source: RefSeq, a predicted model, not a curated record
CCAGAGAGACCUCGGUGUUCAGAGAGGACCCUAGGCUACCUUGGGCCCGGCGGGGCGGAUGGCGACUAUCAAAAAGAAAUAGGAUCAUGGCAGCAGAUGAUGACAAUGGUGAUGGAACAAGUUUAUUUGAUGUCUUUUCUGCUUCUCCUCUUAAAAAUAAUGAUGAAGGUUCUUUGGACAUAUAUGCUGGGUUGGACAGUGCUGUUUCUGACAGUGCUACCAAAUCGUCUGUACCAUCCAGAAAUUGUUUGGAUUUAUAUGAAGAAAUCCUGACUGAAGAAGGAACUGCAAAGGAGGCAACAUAUAAUGAUUUGCAGGUAGAAUAUGGAAAAUGUCAGCUGCAAAUGAAAGAGCUGAUGAAAAAGUUUAAGGAAAUACAAACACAGAAUUUCAGCUUAAAAAAUGAAAACCAAUCUCUUAAGAAAAACAUCUCAGCACUUAUCAAAACUGCCAGAGUGGAAAUAAACCGCAAAGAUGAAGAAAUAAAUAAUCUUCACCAAAGAUUGUCUGAGUUUCCACAUCUUCGAAAUACUCAUAAAACUUCAAGGAUACCAGAUAUAGUUAAAACAAAAGGUCUUAAAUCCAGAUCUCUCCAUUUGGAUGAUUGUUCAAAGACUGAUCACAGAGUGAAAAGUGAUGUUUCUAAAGAUGUACAUUAUAGCACUUCACUGCCAUACCUCGAAAAGGAAGGAAAAUCACAUUUUGAAAAAAAGGGCACUUCACAUUUGCCUACACCUAUUGAAAAACACUCCACCAAUGGCAUUUGGUCACGUUCCCAUUAUCAGGUUGGUGAGGGUAGUUCCAAUGAGGAUCACAGAAGAGGGAGGAAAGAUAGUAGACAUAACCAGUACUGCAGAGUGACUGACAGAAUACGAAAAGACUUGAACACUAGCUGUGGUGAUGGUGAACCGAGGAACAUAGAGGCCAGUCAGAGGCUACAAGGACGUCCUGAGAGAUAUAGUAAAGGUGAACCAAAGGCUGAAAGCAAAAAUUCAAAGUUUAAAAGUAACACAGAUUUGGAUUAUAAAAAUGAACACAGUAGCUCUUCUUGGGAGAAAGAAAGCUCUAGAGACAGGUCACACACUCGACUAGAAUCUCAAAGUGACAAAAAACUCGAAAGACAAAGUGAAAGAUCACAAAAUAUAAAUAGAAAAGAACUUAAAUCACAAGACAAAGAAGAAAGGAAAGUUGAUCAAAAACCUAAAUCAGUAGUAAAAGACCAGGAUCAUUGGAAAAGAUCUGAACGAGCAUUGCUUCCUUAUUCCAAGAAGGAACUAGCGAAAUCUUCUCAUAAUUCAAGUAAAUACCAUCCAGAAGAGAGAAGAGGCCGGGAAGAUUGUAAAAGAGACAGGGCUGUAAGUAAUCAUAGUUUUCAAGAAGGAAGAUGUCCGUCCUCUCUUUCAACCAAUAGAACUCACAAACACGUCGACUCCAAGGAAGUUGAUGCUGUGCACCAAUGGGAAAAUGCACCUUUAAGGGUAGAAAGGCAUAGAACUGAAGAUAAGCGGAAAAGAGAACAAGAGGGCAAAGAAGAAAAUAGGCAUAUGAGAAAUGAAAAAAGAGUACCUGCAGAACAUCUGCAGAAGACAAACAAAGAGACUAAGAAAACCGCUACAGAUUUAAAGAGACAGAAUGAGCCAAAAAACGGUAACGGUGAAGUCUCUAAUAAUGAUGUUUCUGAAGGAGUGGAUAAUAAAGAGCCAGCAGUUAAAGCUGAGAAUGGUUCAAAUGAAACACAAAACAAAGACUUAAAGUUAAGCUUUAUGGAAAAAUUGAACUUAACUCUUUCUCCUGCUAAAAAGCAGCCUGUUUCUCAGGAAAAUCAGCAUAAAAUAACCGAUACUCCCAAAUCUAGUGACAUAUGUGACUUGGAGUCCUUGGUGCAGGCUAAAACUGUGACAUGUAUUCCCUCUGUCAGUGAACAUACCACAGAGGAAACCAAAUCAGAGUUAUUGGAACCAAAGGAUGCUCUUACAGCAGCAUCUAAACCCAGAACCAGUGUUUCAGAAAGGAAAAUAGAAGAAGAAAAUAGUUUGUUCAUUAAAUCUGUUGCGAAUACUGUGCAUUGUGAAAUGCCCAUUUGUGGCACAGAGAUUUCCUUCUCAGCAUCUGUGGAAAUGCAACAAACAGAAUCCUUGUUUCCAUCAUCAACAGAAAUGGAACAGACCAUUAAUGGGGCCAGGGCAGCAGUUCCUGUGGUAAUGGACACAGUACAAACAAAUGUUUCUCAAAACUUUGGUUUGGAAUUGGAUACCAAAAGAAACGAUGACUUAAAUUCUUGUAGUAUUUCUGAAGAUACAGAAAUGAAGGAGGCUUUUUCAACCAAAGUGACCAAAUCCAAUGAAAGCAUUUUGCAGCCUUCAAUUGAAGAAGCUGGCAUUUUGCCAACAGUCCUUUCAGAAGAUGGUAAACCAAACCUUGAGCCUUCUCUUGUAGAUGCACCACUGGUUGAGAGUAAGUCUUGUCACUUGGAGCCUUGCUUACCUAAAGAGACUCCAGAAUCUUCACUUCAGCAGACUCAGUUAACGGACCACAGAAUGGAAACUGGUGAAGCAAACUCAGUAUAUCAUGAUGAUGAGAACUCAGUUCUGAGCAUUGACCUUAAUCAGCUGAGACCUAUUCCAGAAGCCAUCAGUCCUCUGAAUAGUCCCGUGAGACCUGUAGCAAAAGUUCUUAGACUGGAAAGGUCAUCUCGAGUUCCAUUAUAUAAUAACAGUCAUAAAGAUGUGUUUCCACCAAAUUCAGCUCAUUCUACCUCCAAGAGUCAGUCUGAUCUCAAUAAGGAAAAUCAAAAGCCAAUUUGCAAAUCUGACAAAUUUACAGAAGCAGACUCCCACAAGAAUUCAUCUUUAGAUGAAUUAGAAGAAGGAGAAAUUAUAAGCGACAGUGAAAAAUCUGAACCACAAAAGCGUUUUGACAAAAGUACCAACCCAAGAGCUUCUGCUGAAGUGCAGAACACAAAAACUAGCCCAGGAAGUAGGAAAAGCACUGUGCAUUUGGAUAAAGACAAUAGGAAGAUAUCUUCUAUAAAAAUCCAUCAGACCAAAAGCAAAUGGAAUAAAAGACGAACUGAAUCUAGCAGAUCUUCAAAAACAGAGAAGAAAGAUAGGUCAGUGAGCACUUCCAGCCUGGAAAAAAUAGUUCCGAUUAUUGCUGCACCCUCUUCUGUCCGAGAGGUUGUGCACAUGUUACGAAUGAUAAGAAAACAUGUAAGGAAAAAUUAUAUGAAAUUCAAGGUAAAAUUUUCAUUAAUACAGUUUCAUAGAAUUAUUGAGUCAGCAAUUUUGAGUUUUACAUCACUAAUUAAACACCUUGACUUAUCCAAAAUCUCUAAGUCAGUGACUACUUUACAGAAGAAUCUCUGUGAUGUUAUAGAAUCCAAACUUAAGCAAGUUAAAAAGAAUGGCAUCGUGGAUCGUUUAUUUGAACAGCAGCUACCAGAUAUGAAAAAAAAAUUGUGGAAAUUUGUAGAUGAACAACUUGAUUAUUUGUUUACAAAGCUUAAGAAAAUCUUAGUAAAGUUUUGUGACUCCAUAAACAUUGGCAGUGACAGUGACGAAGGAAAACUUGAAAAGCUAAAUAAAGAGAAAGCACAAUAUUCAAAUUGUCAGAAGGGGAAUGUAGGCAGCUCCAGCAAAGAAAUGUUGAAGGAGAAAUCCCCCAAAUCAGAAGAUUCUGGUUACUCUAAGUCUUUAGUAGGUUGUAAAAAAUCUGAGGAAAAACAUCAAGAGCAAAAUAAUUCCAGUAUUAACACAGUAAAGCACAACAUUAAAAAAAGUACUAACACUUGCUUUGAUAAUAUUAAGAACCCUCAAUUUGAAGAGCCUUCCUUGGAACCAAACUGCCCGAGCACCCCAAAGGCAGGAAAAAUGGAAGGCAGCACCAUAGAGGAUGCACCGGCAUCCCAGCACGCUGCUUUGAAGCCAGAACGCAGUUUUGAGAUUCUUACUGAGCAGCAAGCAUCUAGCCUUACUUUUAAUUUAGUGAGUGAUGCACAGAUGGGAGAAAUAUUUAAAAGUUUGUUGCAAGGUUCUGAUCUUUUGGACAACAGUGUUAACUGUAACGAAAAAAGUGAGUGGGAGUUAAAGAUACAAGGGAAACAGAUGGUAGAGAGUCUUAAAUGUGAAUCUCUACCAGCUUGUACAACGGAAGAGCUUGUUUCAGGGGUGGUUUCUCCCUGUCCUAAGAUGAUUAGUGAUGAUAAUUGGUCAUUAUUGUCAUCUGAGAAAGGUCCGUCUCUGUCUUCAGGGCUUUCAUUGCCAGUUCAUCCUGAUGUGUUGGAUGAAAAUUGUAUGUUUGAAGUGUCCACUAACAUAGCUUUGAGUAAAGAUAAUGUAUGUAGUUCAGAAAAGAGCAAGCCCUGUGUUUCCUCCAUACUUGCUGAAGAUCUAGCAGUCUCUUUAACAGUACCAUCACCUCUGAAGUCAGAUGGUCAUCUCAGUUUCUUAAAGUCAGAUGCUUCGUCUAAUUCAACGCCCGAAGAAGUUAUUAGUGCCCAUUUUAGUGAAGAUGCCUUACUUGAGGAAGAGGAUGCAUCUGAACAGGACAUUCAUUUAGCCCUGGAGUCUGAUAAUUCAAGCAGUAAAUCAAGUUGUUCUUCAUCAUGGACAAGCCGGUCUGUUGCUCCAGGCUUUCAGUACCACCCUAAUCUACCCAUGCACGCUGUCAUAAUGGAAAAGUCCAACGAUCAUUUCAUUGUGAAAAUACGCCGUGCGGCACCAUCUACCUCCCCUAGUCAUAAACAGAAUAUGGUAGCUGAUGAAUCUUUGCCAAGAGUGGAAAAGGAAGCUGAUGAAGCAGUGGAGAAAGAAUAUAUUUCAUGUCAGUACAGAGUUUUUAAAUCUGUGGAGGAAUUGAAAAUUUCCAGUAAAAAUGUUGAUAGCAGUAAAUCAGUUCAUGAAGAACAGGACUGUAUGAUACAAACAGAGGUUCCCGAUAUAUAUGAAUUUCUUAAAGAUGCUUCAGGUAAAGUGGUUCAUAGUACUGAAGUAGCUGAGGAAUAUUUCAAGUUGCAUCAAGUAUGGGAACCAAAAAUACCUGAAAGCGUUGAAGAAUUGCCUCCAAUGGAAGAAAUUCCACAUUCUGUUGAGGAUCAUCUUCGAAACACAUAUAUAGACCUCACAAAAGAUCCAGUCACCGAGACCAAAAAGUUGGGGGAAUUCGUAGAAGUAGCAGUUUUAAAUAUUGAGCAGUUGGGAUGUUCUGGAAGCAGUGUGGAUCAAAACGCUCCAGUAUUAGACAAUAUGCAGCCUGAUACUGUAGAUGCUUUUAUUGAUUUGACACAAGAUGUUUCAAGUGACAGUAAAAAUGAAGGUAACCAUCCUGCUUUAGCUGUUGAAGACUUGGGGUGUCAGGUGAUAUGUGUAGAUGAAGAUAACUCAAAGGAAGAAAAGGUGCAAGUGGCAAACAGGCCUUUGGAAUGCGUUGUUGAGGAAGGCUGUAUCGAUUUAACCUCGGAAUCUCCCAGUUCGGGUGAAGUGAAAAAGGUUGAUUUAAAAUCAGAGUUGGCAUCAAAUUCUGAUAGUUCAGAGUUGCCUGGGGCUUUGGAUAAUGCGCACAAAAAGAGGAAAAAUCUUUCUGAUCUAAAUCCUUCUUCUCAGAAAAAACAGAGAAAGGAAACACACUUAACCAGUAGGGAAAAGACCAAGAAAAUUACCCAAGAUUCUGGUGAGAAUGGUGAUGCUCACCGAAAGAAAGCCAGUAAGAAAAAGGCCCCUGUAGUGACUAAAGAUCACUCGUCAUUAAACGAAAGCCCAGGGACUAAGGAUGCAUCAGCAGCAUGUGCCACUUCUCUUACAAGCCUUUCUGCAAAGAAUGUUAUUAAAAAGAAGGGAGAAAUUAUAGUUUCGUGGACAAGAAAUGAUGACCGGGAAAUUUUAUUGGAGUGUCAGAAAAAAGGGCCAUCGUUGAAAACAUUUUCUCAUUUAGCUGCCAAGUUGAAUAAAAAUCCAUAUCAGGUCUCAGAAAGAUUCCAGCAGCUAAUGAAGCUCUUUGAAAAGUCAAAAUGCAGAUAAGUUGCUGAAUUCCUUGGAGUCUUAAUUGAUAUUGCAAACUACACAGAAGCUUGGAAUUCUUCAUGUUUUUAAUGGGGAAGGAGAGGGCAGUUUUAUGACAUUUGAUUACCAGAUAAUAAUCUGCAUUUGUCAUAACUUGCUGACUCUUAAUCUCAAGCUAGCACGUUCACCUUGUUCCUGACAUCAGUCUGAUUUGCUUACCUGUUAUUGGUCACGAUAUUUAUUUUUAAACAGGUUAGAACUUGUUAUUAAGAUAAAAAGCAACAACAAAACAGUAUUGAAACCUUAGUUUUGAUAUUUCAAAGAAAUGACUUUCUUCUCUAGAUUUUUAAAAAUAGUUUUGUAGAAUUUUAAGCUUAACCAUUAUUUAGUUUGUUUCAUCCAUUUUUAUUUGCUUUUCUAAUUGCCUGUCCUCAUUUUGGUAAAUUGUAAAAUAAUUUAAAUAGUGUAUCUGUAAAUAUGUAUAAUUAUAAUGAUGUAAAAUACUGUGUGUAUGUGUGUGUGUGUAUGUUUGGGUGUAUACACACACAUAAAUGGCUGUACCUAGCCAAGGACUUUUUUAUUUGUAUAAAACUUUUUAUAUAAAGUUUGCUUUCUUUACCAGUAAUGUAUAAAUAAAACCAUGUAAAGUUCUGUUA